Messenger RNA from Exophiala aquamarina CBS 119918, 441 nucleotides. Its product is annotated as small nuclear ribonucleoprotein B and B'. The transcript has 4 exons. The coding region runs from base 1 to 441 and encodes 146 amino acids. Lineage: Eukaryota; Fungi; Ascomycota; Eurotiomycetes; Chaetothyriales; Herpotrichiellaceae. Gene Ontology annotation, biological process: pyruvate import into mitochondria. Gene Ontology annotation, cellular component: mitochondrial inner membrane. The record is from RefSeq and is a predicted model, not a curated record.
AUGGCUGCAGCAAUUAAAGCCCUCAACGCGAAGAUCCGCUCAAAUCCAGUCUCUGACUACUUCUGCUCGACUCAUUUCUGGGGCCCAGCCUCCAACUUCGGUAUUCCCAUCGCAGCUGUUUUGGAUACGCAGAAAGAUCCCGAAAUUAUAUCCGGGAAAUUUACCGCUGCCCUGACAGUAUACUCUGCUACUUUCAUGCGAUAUGCCAUGGCUGUGCAACCCAAGAACUACCUCCUAUUCGCUUGCCACUUCGUCAACUUCAACGCACAGUUAACGCAGGGAUAUCGGUGGUACGACUACUGGUAUCAAGGUGGAGCCGACAAAUGGGCCGCAAUCCGCGCUGAAAAGGAGAAGCUAGAGCAAUCAGCAGGCUCGAUAGCAGAGCAGGCCAAGGACAAAGCCGCUCAAGCUGUCGAUGCAGCAAAGAAGACCGUUUCCUGA